Molecule: messenger RNA, 1530 nt
Organism: Diaporthe amygdali
Lineage: Eukaryota; Fungi; Ascomycota; Sordariomycetes; Diaporthales; Diaporthaceae
Exons: 2
Coding region: 1-1530 (509 amino acids)
Source: RefSeq, a predicted model, not a curated record
AUGCCGACCGACAAGGAGACGAAGAACGACUCCAACAAUCCCUUCCUCACCUACCCGGCUAAAUCUCUCAACGUGGCCAUGAGUCCUAACGAGGCUAUCGCUUCCAACGAGACCAGCACCUCCGACCACACCAGCGCCUUCGGCGAGGCCAGUAUCUCCGAGCAGCCACAGGGCAGCUCUGAGGAGCAGAACAUGGCUAUCGCGGUGGUCAAAGCCCAGAGGGGCCGUGAGAUGUACGGCGUCGAAGGCCUUCGCACAGGUCGGUUCAUGCUUCACCGUCUGGCCCCCGAGAUCAAAAACCAGAUCUACGCGCUGGUCCUGGCGGAUGGUGUCCCAGGCGAGCCUGCUGCGAUCGAGAAAGAGCCUGAAUUCACUCGAACUCUAAAGAUGCCCCCCAUCACCAUGGUCGACCGCUUGGUCCGUGACGAGACCUUGAGAAUGUGGUGCAGCGGCCGAAAGUUCUCUGUCCAGGUGCCCCAGAACCAGGAUGUCAUUGAAAAGUUGGAAGCCGAGCAGGAGAUGGUCAUGAACCUCCAUCGGAUGAAUGAAUCGGGAUACUCCACGCAGGACAUGAGAGACAACGCCCAGAUUGUCUCUGAUGACUUUGCUGAGUAUCUCAAGAAAGCGCCCGACCGCAAUCUUUGCCCGUUCCGUUUCAUUGGAAACCUCACCGUCACCUACAACGGGCGCGUCAGAGUCAACAUCCAAGAAAUGGAAACCAAUUGGGAGCCCCGUUCCCUGAUUGUCGGCUUCCGUUGUUAUGACGAAGCUGCCUUCGAGACUGUCUACAACCACCGUGACUACUUGAAGCAACCCGACGAGAGAAAGCACCUCGAUCCCGACGGAACACUCAACUUCGUCAAUUUCGCGGCCGUCCGCAAGCAGUUUGUCGCCAUUCUCAUCAAUACGGAGCUGUGGUUCAGUAUGAUCCCUUACACGGACGCGCUUCUGCACCCCAUGAUCCAGCCCGUCAUCAAAGCCCUGUGCAUGUUUGUUACAGGCCAGGAAAAGCGCCCUCACUGGAUCGAGGUCAUCGUCGAGGACUACAAGUACCCUUCCACAGGACGUGGCCUGCCUUGGCCCUACUACGACUCGGACGAGCGCGAGCAUGAGUCGGAGCCUGAUGAUGGAUUCGACAUUUAUCCCGACGGUCGUUUCCUGAGUAGCUCCGAGGGCAGCGAGGGCAGCGGCGACGGAGAGCAGGAGGAUGAGGACGAUGAGGACGAGGAGGAUCAGGAGGACGAGGAUCAUGAGGACGAGGAGCAGGAGAAUGAGGAUCAGUAUGAUGAGGAGCGUUUUCCAUAUCGCAACAUCUCGGACCGCGAGAAUGACUCAGAGGACGGCAACACUCGCAACUACGGCUACGGCUUUGAUGCUGUUCAUGGCAGCGUUGAGGAUGGCAAGAACUCCGUUGAUGGUCACAACAACUCGGAGGAUGACGACGAUCCGGAGCACACCAAGGCCUCGGAGGAGGUUCACAACAACUGUGAGGCUGACAUCGACUCUAAGGUCCAGACUGAGGGAGUUUGA